AUGACGGUAAAAGUACCUGAAAAGAAAGACAUUAUAAUAGAUCUGUCUCAGCUACAAUUGUUAUUUGAUAAAUUGACCAAAUCCUUUAAGGAUAUGACAAAAAGGAUUAUUACAGCUAGUAAACCUGAACAAAAGGAACUGAACCUCAUAGUAAUCAGAAAGUUUCAUGAACAAGAAGACGAAGACCCAAUUGAAUGGUUUGAAAACAUGAGAAUACUAAUUUGUCUCAAAUUUCGAACAGUGAUUACAAUAGCCACUGGGUAUCUCAGUAAAGACUGGUAUCGAGAAAAUAAGAGCAAUAUUAGAAAGUGGAAUGAUAAAGACAACCCAGACGAAAUUGAAACCAGUGAAAAGCUUCCUGCCCCAUAUGUUGUACAAAUAUUUCUUGGUCAAAGUCAGAGAAUACUAUGGACAGCAGAUGUCGCAACUACCUCAAAGAACUGUAAGCAAUAUGGAAACUCUAAUAAAGGCAAUAAACGAAAUGUCUAUCAACUAUGCAAAUAUGGUGAUAUUGGAUACACAACAAAAAAAUUGGAAUUAAAGAAAAACUUAUCAGCCCAAUCAAAGGAAUCAAAGCAACCAAAGCAACCAGCAUCCACGAAAUCUCGACAUU
Messenger RNA from Racocetra persica, 613 nucleotides. The record is from the annotation of a GenBank genome assembly. Lineage: Eukaryota; Fungi; Glomeromycota; Glomeromycetes; Diversisporales; Gigasporaceae.